Molecule: messenger RNA, 841 nt
Organism: Octopus sinensis (East Asian common octopus)
Lineage: Eukaryota; Metazoa; Mollusca; Cephalopoda; Octopoda; Octopodidae
Exons: 2
Coding region: 44-436 (130 amino acids)
Molecular function (GO): calcium ion binding
Source: RefSeq, a predicted model, not a curated record
UAGCCCUGAAGUGCAAGCAAUCUUUGAUAAAUACCAAAAGACGAUGGUACGUCGAUUGAACAAAGGAGAUGCCAUCAAAUUGUUUUUGGACGAAUUCGGUCUGAAAGACGAACAAGCAGAAAGCAUGUUUGAAAUGUUCGACAGAGAUCAUAACGGCGAGUUGAGUUUAUGGGAGUUCCACCAGUUCUAUACUAUGAUCGGAAACCAUGCUCAAGACAUGUUAACUCUGUUUGAAAAACUUGAAAAGGAUGAGAAAGGACAUAUCCAAAUUGAUGCAGCUUGGGAAGCUAUGAAAACCAUGAACACUCCCUCAGGCCGACCGCUCAAAGAAACUGAGAUUGAAAUGUUUCUGAAGGCUGCAGCCGGCGAAGAAAAAUUCAUUGACUUACAGAAGUUUGUAAGCCUUUUGUGUGGGCUUAAAUUGUACAAGGGUUAAUUAUAUAUAUAUAUAUAUAUAUAUAUUAUAUAUAUAUAUAUAUAUAUAUAUAUGAAUGAACACACACAUACAUUUAUAUAUGGGCAGUGAUAAACAUUCCUUUUAACUUCAUAAUCACUUUCAACUAACAUGUGUCGGUUAUCAUUGCUACAGAUUUGAAAAUUGUAAAAAAAAAAACAACAACUAAAAAACUAAAAAUAAAAUAUAAAAAAAUGAAUAAGCAAAUAAGCAAUCAAAUUGGAAAUCAAAUAAACUACAUUAAUAAAAGGAAACACACACACACACCUGAACCUCCCAAGAACAGCACUUCCAGAACUUACAAUUUCCCAAAGGGAGUAUAACAGGGAUUCAUUCUCUCACCUACUCCUUUCAACUUAUAUUUGCUCAACCUUUCCACAACUCUUC